CAUGCUUUCCUCGAUUCAAAUUUACUCUGGCUCUCCUACUCAGCGAUGCACUCAGCACAUUCUCGAAAGGGCAAUGCUUGCGAGCGCGAUUAAGCAGGCGCAUGCUUGAGAGGGGAGGGGGCCCUGCUGAAACUGCAAUGCUGUCAACGAUUCCUGCCAUCCUUGCGUCUGCAUUGCUACCGCUUCUGACCCUUGAUUGCGUUUCCGGCAGAAACAUCCAUUGGUAUGCGGGACCCUACCUCGGGUUUGUACAUCAAUUUGAAGUAUGUCCAUCAGUCGAGAGAGUAGUCCUUAUUUUCCGUAUCAGCCACUUCAACCCCGUGAGGCCUUUCGACAACCAGAUUCUGUCAGGAAACAUGACGUUCAGAGUUGACGUAAUGGACAAUCACUGGACGUUCGUUGACUUUGCCGUGCGAUCAAACAACCAGUGGAAAGAAAACGCCUUCAUCAUGAAUUUCCCUAAAACGGGGUGCUCCUCGUUGCGCGAAAACGUCCCCGACUUCUUCCGCAUCAUAGCGAAGUACAGCGGAGCGUCCACGGACAAGGCGGUGCCCUGUCGCGUUCCAGCGGGACGCUACAUUUUCUCGAACGAACCAGUGAACUGGACAUUUCCUCACUUCCCCGUCAUGCCAUAUGGGCACUACAGAAUACGGGCGAGGGCACGGCCAUCCAGUACCAGCACCCGGAUCAACUUCUGCAUGAUUCUUGACGUUGAAGCCAUACCAAAACCAGGAGGAUAAACUUUUGCAAGAUACUCCACGUUGAAGCUAUCCCAGGACCAGGAGGGUGAACUUCUACAUGAUACUCCACGGUGAAGCCGCACCGAGACCGUAGGGGUCAUCUGAUGUGCAGACUUCAACGGACAUCUUUCAGCAUAUUGAAGAAUGUAAGGUUUGCAACUUGCAGAGAACCUUAACAGAACAUUUAACCAACAUUGCUUAACAUAAGACAAUGUUCAUUAGAGGUUAAGGGUAUGGAUUGUUGCAAGUACUGUACUCCAAAAUAAAAAUUCGAGAAGCU
This is a messenger RNA of Thrips palmi, 1020 nucleotides long. RefSeq lists its product as uncharacterized. The coding region runs from base 102 to 740 and encodes 212 amino acids. The record is from RefSeq and is a predicted model, not a curated record. The transcript is spliced from 5 exons. NCBI's taxonomy places the organism in Eukaryota, Metazoa, Arthropoda, Insecta, Thysanoptera, Thripidae.